Onthophagus taurus is the source of this 1456-nucleotide messenger RNA. It is a transcript of the gene Tmem120b, whose product is annotated as transmembrane protein 120B. The record is from RefSeq and is a predicted model, not a curated record. Gene Ontology annotation, cellular component: membrane. Lineage: Eukaryota; Metazoa; Arthropoda; Insecta; Coleoptera; Scarabaeidae.
UAUGCCCUUUGUGUUUUGAAGGUUCAAGGUCAUUGACUGUGUUAAUCAACCGUGUUGCGUGUUAUCAAUCUGAAAAUCUAAAAAAUCCUCCGAUAUCAUAACUCGUAUUGAAAAAAAUACAGAUAGGUAGCUUAAUAAUGGUAUAAAAAGUGGAUUACGUGUUACUUCCACUUCGAUCGGCGGUCGUCGGUCACAGUGGAUUAAAAACUCGUUAAGUGCAGCGAAAAAUAUAGUUUGGGGCCCACUUUGAUAAUAGUUCUAGUCAAAUUCAAGAUGUGUGCGAGUCCAACGUCGAUUUUUGACGAUUGGAAAGAAUUAACGGAGGAUUUUAAGGAAUUAGAGACUUCGAAUAGAACUUAUUUGGAGAAAUUAGAUGAAGUCGAUAAGGUUCAAAAGAAAUGUAUCGAACACGUUGGGAAGCAAAAGUACCGAUUAGGAAUUAUUUCCAGAAAUUUAAAGGAGUUAAAAAAGAACGACCAUGAUAAAGGGCAAGUUGAAGAAUUGGAAAAUAAAAUUUUGAAAAGAACAGCUCAUUUGGAAGAAAUUGAACAAACCUUACCCAAGAAAAAUGGAGUUUAUUUAAGGAUUAUUUUAGGAAAUGUGAAUGUUUCGAUUUUAAACAAGGAGGCAAAGUUUAAAUAUAAAGAUGAUUACGAAAAGUUCAAAUUGGUUUUAAGUAUAAUAGGAUUCAUAUUUGCUAUCCUUAAUUUAUGUGUUAGAUUUAGGGCUUUAGAAUUAUGUAAUAUUUUCUUACUGGUUUGGUAUUAUUGCACCUUAACAAUAAGAGAAAGUAUUCUAAAAGUAAAUGGUUCAAAAAUUAAAGGUUGGUGGAGACUGCAUCAUUUUAUAUCGACGGUAGCAGCUGCAAUUCUGUUAAUUUGGCCUGAUCAAACGACUUGGCUUGAAUUUAGAAACCAAUUUAUGUGGUUCAACGUUUAUUUAAGUGUUGUUCAAUAUUUACAAUUUAUUUACCAAAGGGGCCAAUUAUAUCGCCUAAAAGCGCUUGGGGAGCGUCACAAUAUGGAUAUAACAAUAGAAGGUUUCCAUUCGUGGAUGUCACGCGGGUUAAGCUUUCUCAUUCCAUUUUUAUUUGUCGGCUAUAUUUUCCAAUUAUAUAACGCUUACGUUUUAUAUCAAUUGAGUUUUUACCCAAGCGCAACUUGGCAUAUUAAAGUACUCAGCUGGAUGUUUUUGGUUCUGUUUAUUGGUAAUGCGACAACUACCACGUUGGUCAUUCCAAGUAAAUUUAAAGAGAGAGUGAAGCAACGGUAUAAACUUAUGAGUCAAGUUAUUUUAAAAAGGAAGAAAUUUUUAGAGACUGGAGCUAAGGAACCAAAGAAAACAGAAUGAAAGGGAAACUAUGAGUUAAUAAUAAUAAACUAAAUAAUAAAUUUGUGUAACUCAAACCGUGUAUAUUGAGAUGUCUGGAAAAAAUACAAUGUAUUAUUUUUGUGUA